CUAGUUUAAAAAAGUGUCGGUUGAUAAUUGGGUACCAAUUGAGCAGCAAAACAAAAUCUAAAAUUAAAAUAUAUUAGAAAAGUCAUUGGGUUGAACGAAUCGGCGAAUAAAGUUACAAUAACACAACAUCGAUUGUGUAAUCGGUUGGUCACCAACAUACAUAAUUGAAAAAGUAACCGAACUUUUUUCCACUCCUGAUGAAGUUUAGUCCGAUUCAGCAAAAUGCAUACCAAACUGGUCUGGCUGUUUUUCUGUCAUUUGAAUUCAGUUUGAUUUCGAGUCGUGUCUAUUUUUGUAGCGUAUUAGUUGCCGCUUACCACUAAAAAAAAGUGACAUACUCUGGCAAAUACAUAGAGAGAGAGACGGACACGAAUCGACCGAUGAGCAAACAUCGCACCAUUACCACAACAUAUGGAAUACUUACGGGCACGUCCUUUCCGAUCAUUUGCAAUAGCACGAUAGAAUGUCAAGCGAACGAAAUUAUUUAGUGCAAUGAAAAAAAUGAGCAGCAUUGUGACCAAUUGUGUUUCGAUAUAUGUAUGCUGAAUCUAAAAUGAGGAUCGUUUUGUUGGCUUUCUUUUUUUGUUGAACUUGCCUGCAUUUUAAUGAAGCAAAGCCGAUGCGCGAGAUGUAUGUGUGCAUAAACCAAAUAGUGGAAAUCGUGUUUUAUUAACGUUGAAACUGCACAUUUAGCAAAUUUGUGCAGAAGACUAAACGAAUUACCGAGACUGAACUCAUCACUUGAAAUAGGAUUAUUAGCCACAAUCGUAUUAAAAACCGAUGGUGCAACACAUUCGUAUCGAGAUCCAGAUAGAAAGAGACACACACAGAGAGACGAGUUGCAGGGAAAAAAUCUCACGCUCGGGAGCCCAGUAAAUGUGAAAUCUACCGAAAAUUGAAUUAAUUCGGACAAUAUGUGAAUGCUGUUAGGCUUUUCCAACCACGAUACACAAACAUUUUCAAUGCGAUGUGCAUGCAGAAUUAACGAAAAUAUUUGUUAUCUUAAAAUGGUGUGAAUAACAAAAAAAACGGGACACAACCACAUUCGUAAAAGCUUUGGGCCGAAAACAAAAAUAAAUUUCUGCUUCGCUAUUUACACUGCAGGAAAUUGCUUUCAUUUUCUUCUUCUCUCCACUCACUCUCUAUUGCUCAAAGUUUACAUUUCAACGUGCAUAAUAUUACACCUAUAAGGAGAGAGCAAAAAAAAACGACACAUCUGUAAAACUGUGGCAGAAAAAAGGUAUACUUAAAGGAAAUCGGCACCUGGCUGUUGUUAUGAUGUAUAAUUCGUUGAAGUGCGUGUGCAAGGACCGACUGAAAAGCGAAAACAACAAUACCUAAAAGGAACAAUCCAAAAUAAAUUUCAAAAGAACAUAAAAAAGUGCGUGGUAAACAACCGUAAAAAAGGUAAAAUUGCAGCUUUGCCUUUGAAUAAGGCGAAUAAAGAACAGAAAAAAACCGAUUUGUUUGAACAUAACAAAAGAAGACUCUCACUCGAUUUUUCUCCUCUGUCUAUGAGCUCGCACUCGUAUAAAAUAACGAAAUUGUAAAUUCACUGGAGAUUGUGUCAGUAAUUUUGUGAAUUAUCUCAUUUAAAAAAACAUUUUCGACAACUUGCUGCACAAAAUAAAUCAUAGCCACUCCCGAAAACAGAUACCAAAGGCAUUCGAAAUAUUUGAGAGGUUUUUUUUGGCUCCUCUCGGUUGAGUUUUUAAUACGAGAAUAUCCAAGUUGAAAUUUCCAUAGCUGAACAAAAAAAAAAAAACAACAAGAUCGACAGCCAUUUUUUGCUGGAUUAACGCGCAAACCUCAAACAACUGUUUGAUUUUGUAAAAUAUUAAACAUUCCUUUAAGCCCCCGGAUAAUUUCGUAAUGUAAAUUACCACAUGAAUAAAAGAAAAAAUUGAAAACAAACAGAAAAUCAACGUACGGUUUUUUGGUACAAACUUAUAUCAUACAGUGCGGAAAAAUGUGUUGCAUACUUGCUACCAAGUUGGAUAAAAUGAAAAACUGAAAGUAGCAAUCAUACAUCAGCCGUCAAACACAAUAAUAACAACAACAUUACUUACUGUAGAGCCACAUAAAAAAAACACCACCCGAAUUGUGACGAGAGCCAAAAAAGCUGAUACCGGUGUUGGGAACUGAUAGGAAUAUAAUGCGGUGAACAAUAACAAUAUGUGAGGAUGGAAACAUUUAUUGUGUUGGGAUUUUGCUUUAUAUUGUACGAGGCGUUGGAUUUCUUCCAAAGCUGUUACAGCAACAAUAACAGACAUCAACAACAGCAUCCGCAAUUCAACAAGGACAUUAAUGCCACUGAUACAAAAGAAACUGUCGAUAACAAUGAUGAAAAUGCGACCAAUUUGCAAGAUAUAAUUACAUCGGUGUCAUUAAGUGAUGAAAACCAUGUGAAACACAGCAGUGAAUUCAAUUUACCAAGUUCAAGUCAUUCAAAUUAUGAGCGUAACAAUAGUGUUGAUUUUGAAAGCAUUCGGUCAUAUGACAGUGAAGAAACAAUUAUAAAUAAUCAAUCAAAUCGCAAGAUCUUUUCAAUUUGCGAUCGUGUUAACAAUGUUAAUCGUCAACCGUUGAUCGAUUAUCAAAGCGAAACAAAAAACCAAAACUACAUUGACUAUGAUAAAUUAAGUACAAGCUAAGCAUUACCACCGGAAAUUAUAUAAAACAUCGACAGAGCUCGUAUAUACAAUACACAUCCAUAAUCAUGAUGGAUAGCGAACGUGUACGCGAAAGUAUGAAAACGUGCAAUUGUUUCACGCUUGUUGGAGGUGAAUUUGAUAUGGAACUGAAUUUCGUGAUUCAGGAUGCCCAGAAUAUCAAGCACAUGCUGGAGCUAUUGGAUCAUUGCCCCCCGAAUUUACAGGCGGAAAUAUGGAGCGUAUUUAUAGCGAUAUUACGUAAAAGUGUACGUAAUUUACAGGCGUGCACCGAUGUAGGAUUAAUUGAACACGUUUUAAUGCGACUGCAACGUGCCGAAACUGUUGUUGCUGAUUUACUGAUUGAAAUGUUGGGAGUGUUGGCAAGUUAUAGCAUAACAGUGAAAGAGCUUAAAUUAUUAUUCGGCGCAAUGAAAGCUAUGAACGGGAAAUGGCCGCGUCAUUCAGCCAAAUUACUAAACGUUUUGCGUCAGAUGCCUCAUCGAAAUGGACCAGAUGUGUUUUUUAGUUUUCCUGGGCGCAAGGGAUCGGGUGUUGUGUUGCCACCGCUAGCGAAAUGGCCGUAUGAAAAUGGCUUUACGUUCACAACGUGGUUUCGACUGGACCCCAUCAAUUCCGUCAACAUCGAACGAGAGAAACCGUAUUUAUACUGUUUCAAAACAUCCAAAGGCGUUGGAUAUACAGCCCACUUUGUUGGAAAUUGUUUAGUAUUGACGUCGAUGAAAGUAAAAGGCAAAGGCUUUCAACACUGUGUUAAAUACGAAUUCCAGCCCAGAAAGUGGUAUAUGAUAGCCAUUGUUUAUAUAUACAAUCGAUGGACUAAAAGUGAAAUAAAGUGCCUCGUUAAUGGUCAAUUAGCAUCAAGUACGGAAAUGGCGUGGUUCGUUUCGGCUAAUGAUCCAUUUGAUAAAUGUUAUAUUGGUGCAACACCUGAAUUGGAUGAGGAACGUGUAUUCUGCGGUCAAAUGGCAGCAAUUUAUUUAUUUAGCGAAGCGUUAACAACACAACAAAUUUGCGCAAUGCAUCGACUAGGUCCCGGUUACAAGUCCCAAUUUCGAUUCGACAACGAGUGCUACCUUAAUUUACCGGACAAUCAUAAAAGGGUGAGUGUUGCAACAGCUUCUAGCGCUGAACCAUUACCUUCAACCGCUUCAUGUUCGACGUCUAUAACUGGUGAGGUGAUCGAUAGUAGCACCGAUUUAUCAUCGAUUGCCGCACUUAAUGCAUUUUUGCCGAACAUAGCUGCUAUACCAUUAACGGAGGCCAGUGUGGCACCUACUGCUACUACACCUAGUAGCCUUAAUGCCAAUAAUUCUGCUAUUGAUGAACAUUGUUUUGCAUCCGUUCUUUAUGACGGAAAGCUAUCAAGCGCAAUUGUAUUUAUGUACAAUCCAGUAGCAACCGAUGGCCAACUGUGUUUGCAGUCUGCUCCAAAAGGAAACGUUUCAUAUUUCGUGCAUACGCCACAUGCUUUGAUGUUACAGGACGUUAAGGCUAUCGUAACACAUUCAAUUCAUAGUACUUUAAAUUCUAUCGGGGGGAUACAAGUCCUUUUUCCAUUAUUUUCACAACUGGAUAUGCCAUACGAUGGUUGUAGUGAUAUAAAACGAGAUCCAGCAUUAUGCUCCAAAUUACUAGGCUUUAUAUGUGAGUUAGUUGAAAGUUCACAAACCGUGCAGCAGCACAUGAUACAGAAUCGUGGAUUCCUUGUUAUAUCGUUCAUGUUACAAAGAUCAUCGCGUGAACACUUGACACUCGAUGUACUUAGCUCGUUCUUAAGUUUAACAAAAUAUCUGGUGACCUGUCUGUCGGCGAACAGCGAUUUGUUGCUAAAACAACUUUUCUGUUUUUCAUUUUUAACGUGGCAGCUGCUGGAUCAUGUGCUCUUUAAUCCAUCGCUGUGGAUCUAUACACCGGCAAAUGUACAAGCACGUCUCUAUUCGUAUUUGGCCACCGAAUUUUUGAGCGACACCCAAAUCUACAGCAAUGUGCGUCGCGUCAGUACUGUUCUUCAAACCGUUCACACGCUUAAAUUUUACUAUUGGGUUGUGAACCCACGAGCAAAAAGCGGAAUCGUACCAAAAGGAUUAGAUGGUCCACGUCCAGCACAAAAAGAUAUCCUCACUAUUCGAGCGUACAUUUUGCUAUUUCUGAAGCAACUCAUUAUGAUUGGCAAUGGUGUGAAAGAGGAUGAGUUGCAGAGCAUUUUAAAUUAUUUAACCACAAUGCACGAAGACGAAAACUUACACGAUGUACUUCAAAUGUUGAUAUCUUUGAUGUCGGAGCAUCCGAGCUCAAUGGUACCGGCCUUCGAUGUUAAACAAGGUGUUCGAAGCAUAUUCAAAUUGCUGGGAGCCGAAAGUCAAUUAAUCCGAUUGCAAGCGCUAAAACUAUUGGGAUUCUUCUUGUCACGUAGCACACACAAAAGAAAAUAUGAUGUAAUGUCACCGCAUAAUUUGUACACACUACUGGCUGAACGAUUGCUACUCUACGAAGAAUCACUGUCGUUGCCCACAUAUAAUGUCAUUUAUGAAAUCAUGACGGAGCACAUCUCGCAGCAAGUUUUAUACACAAGACAUCCAGAGCCAGAAAGCCAUUUCCGUCUCGAAAACCCAAUGAUCCUGAAAGUAGUCGCCACACUUAUUCGACAAUCAAAACAAACCGAGCAGUUGCUUGAAGUGAAAAAACUAUUCUUAUCCGAUAUGACGUUGCUAUGCAAUAACAAUCGUGAAAAUCGACGUACCGUACUGCAAAUGUCUGUGUGGCAAGAAUGGCUUAUUGCCAUGGCUUACAUUCACCCCAAGAAUAGUGAAGAACAAAAAAUAUCCGAUAUGGUUUACUCUUUAUUCAGGAUGCUUUUACAUCACGCAAUCAAACACGAAUAUGGUGGCUGGAGAGUGUGGGUCGACACACUAGCAAUCGUUCAUUCAAAGGUUUCGUAUGAAGAAUUCAAGCUUCAAUUUGCUCAAAUGUAUGAGCAUUAUGAGAGACAUAGAACCGACAAUAUAACCGACCCAGCACUAAGACGAGCACAUCCAAUAAGUACGAUAAGCGGUUGGGAUCGUGAUCAUGACCAAUCAACUGAGAAUUCAACGAAAAAUGGUCAAGUAUCAAACGAUAAAGCAAUUACCAACCCACUAGCAAAUGAAUCACAAUCGGAACAACCGUAUAAAGUUAGUAAAAGCGAACAAACUGAUGAUGUUGAUGUGGUUGGUUUGGAGAAUGUAAAGUGUGUGUGUGAGGAGAGUUCGAAUCAAGAUGAAAUGAAUCUAUCGAAUAGCACAGACACAGCCAAAGAGCCAUCAGCUCAAAUUUUUAAUUCCAAUGAAUCAAAUAAGCCAAUGCAAUCAAUUUCAAGUAUUUCACAAGUGUAUAAUGAACAGUUAACGGGACAAUCGAUUGUUUGUAAUGGUGAUUCGGAGCACGCAUUUGGUGAUGAUGAUGAUGAUGACACUACGAAUACAUCAACCAAACAAGUUAAUGCGAAUGGUGAUGGUAGCACAUCCGACUUAAAUGCACUACGCAAAACACUUGAAAUCGAUAGCUACGAUAUGAACGAAGCGAAUUCAAAAGAAAUUGUCGACGAAAUUGUUGAGGAGAUAUUGACGAAAAGCGAACAUUUACUGGAUGAUUGCAAGCGGUCAUUGGAUGAAAACCAUCAACAUUUGGACGAAACGGAAAGCACAUCAUCGCCAGUUAUAAAAGAUGAAGAAAUCGAGCAUGCUGUUAGUGAGGUGGUGAAAGGUGUACGAAAUAUUGAACGAAAAGUGAAACGUGAUAGUGAAAAUGAUACGGAUUCACCGAAUACCGAAACGGAUGCGAAAGUAAAUCAAACCGAACAGCAAAAUGUCGAACACUUAACUAUAUCACCGAGCAGUGAAUCAUUUGAGCUACAAAAUGAAAAUCAAAAGACUGAACUAGCGGUAUCGAAUGCAGCAAUAGGUGAAACCAAUAAUAUUUUGAAUGAUGACAUUGAAGACAAUGCAAAUAUUCCGAUUGAAAAAACGACGUCUACAAAUACAGAAACCGAUGAAAUAAAAGACAUCGUCACGACUAUUGUGAACGAUGUGAUUGAAAAUUGCGUAAAUCAAACCGUCACAGACAAUGUUGGCGCAUGUGAUAAUGAUGUGAAUAUGUCCAUAAUUGAUAACAUCAACAAUAAUAGUUCCGAAGUAACCACAAACGAUAACAAUGAUAAUGCGAUAAUUGUCGAUGACACAAUUACUCAAACUACCGAAAUUGUGAGCACACUGAAUGCACCAACAAAUGAAGCGAUGACCGAAGAAACAAACGAAGAGAUAAUCAAAGGUAUUGUCAACGAAAUUGUCGAUAAAUGUGUUGAGAGCGAGAGCGAAGCCAUUAUCGAUAAUGAUGAUAACAAUAAUGAGGAAGAUAUUACACCGAAUAAAGCAGCGAAUGAGACAAUCAUCUCAGAUGCUGCAAGUGAAUCAUCAAAUGGCGAGCAGAUAAAUAGUGCCAAAUUUACACCGGCAACCACAACCGAAAAGCCAGACAAUAGCGAUGACAACACCGCCCAAACGAACGACAAUCGAAACAACAAACCAAAUCGAUCACAAGGCACAUCGAUUAGCACAAGUACACAAGUUGAAAACAAUCAUUUCGACCAAAGACAAAACCGCUCCAAAUCAACUUCCAAUCGACCAAUGUUCAGCCCGGGACCAUCACGCCCACCAUUCAGAAUUCCAGAAUUCAAGUGGUCGUACAUCCAUCAACGACUUUUGUCAGACGUACUAUUUUCACUUGAAACUGAUAUACAAGUUUGGAGAAGUCAUUCAACAAAAACUGUCUUGGACUUUGUUAACUCAAGUGAAAAUGCAAUCUUUGUCGUCAACACUGUACAUCUAAUAUCACAGUUGGCUGAUAAUUUAAUAAUUGCUUGCGGUGGUCUAUUGCCAUUGCUGGCCAGUGCAACUUCGCCCAACUCUGAACUAGAUGUGUUGGAACCAACGCAAGGCAUGCCAUUGGAAGUGGCUGUUUCAUUUUUACAACGUUUGGUUAACAUGGCUGACGUGUUGAUUUUUGCUAGCUCAUUGAAUUUCAGUGAACUGGAAGCCGAAAAAAAUAUGUCAAGUGGUGGCAUAUUGCGACAAUGUCUACGAUUGGUGUGCACAUGUGCCGUGCGAAAUUGUCUUGAAUGUAAAGAACGAACACGAUAUUCGAACGGCGGUUUGCCGCGUGAUGUUCCUGGUGCUGCUCAUUUGCAAGCUCUGAUUCGAGGGGCCCAAGCAUCUCCAAAGAAUAUUGUUGAAUCAAUCACUGGUCCUCUCAGUCCGGUCAAAGAUGUAGAGAAACUAUUACAAGAUAUGGAUGUGAAUCGGCUUCGUGCUGUUGUUUAUCGGGAUGUGGAUGAGACGAAGCAAGCACAAUUCUUGUCGCUGGCCAUAGUCUAUUUCAUAUCAGUAUUGAUGGUGUCUAAAUAUCGUGAUAUACUGGAACCACCUGCAGAGCCAUCAGUGCGGGCAUCACCUGUGGCACAACGCAUCCCACAAAAUCAAGAAACAUCAGCAAGGCCAUUGUUUCCGCAAUGGUCACAUCAUGUGUAUCCACAAUUUUUACCAGGUUCACAUCCAAACUAUCAAAAUUCAACGAAUAUGCAUCAUAAUCACAGUAAUAAUCUAAAUAUGCCACGUAUUUCGUCGCCCUCUACUCCAACAACAACACCAACGUCUACAACAAAUCUGUCACAAACUGUUCUCAAUUCCUCAAAAGCACAACCUAAUCAUCAUUUGCAUAAUCACUACCAUUAUCCGUUGCAUCUUCAGAAUAAUAGCCAUCAUCAGCAACAGCAGCAGCAGCAAAUCCAUCGCAACCAUACACACAUGAAUGGUGCGACAUCAUCUCAUAUUCGAAAUCGCAAUCACAAUAAUAAUGCGUCACAUAAAAACAUUAUACUCAAUAAUAACGAUUAUCAAUUUAGGACCGAUUCAGGGCAACGAAAUAUCCAAGACGGCGACUACGAAGUAAUUGUCGUCGAUGAAAAUAAUUCAUCAGUUUUAGCUGACGAUUCACAUUCAAGUGGACCACCGUCAAUCAAGCAGCCACCAACAAUAUCAAAACAAGUGUCAUCUCCAACACUUUUUGUACCCGUAUCAACAAAUAUUCAACCACUAUCGCCACCAAAACCGUUCCCAAUCGCGCCUUUGCCAGUGAAUACAAUCAAAACGAUAGAGAAAAAGAGUGUUGAUUCGGAUGGUGCUUCCCUUAACAUGAAUUCAACUGAAAAUGACGUACAUGAAACAUCUAGCGAAAUAAUGAAUGAUGACAACAAACCAACGAAUUCAAACGAUGAAAGCUGGACAGAUGUUAAUUUAAAUGAAGAUGGAAGCGAUAGAAUUCGUGAUAUUGAAGGAAAUAUCCAUCAUUUACAACGAGGUGAAAAGCCCGAUUCGGAAAUAUCAGUUGUACGUGUUCCUGACAAUUAUACAAUGAACGCCAGUCGUUCCCAUCGUCCUGAGGAUAUGCAAAUGAAACCACCGCUUAUGGGCCAAUUGCCAUUGUCAACGCCAUCCAGAGAAGCAAGUCUAACGCAAAAGCUAGAAGUGGCAUUGGGACCGGUGUGUCCAUUAUUGCGUGAAAUAAUGGUUGACUUUGCGCCAUUUUUAUCGAAAACUUUGGUCGGAUCGCAUGGUCAAGAGCUGUUGCUGGAAGGAAAAGGACUGACAACAUUCAAAAAUAGUCAAUCGGUGGUUGAGCUUGUAAUGUUGCUGUGCUCACAAGAGUGGCAAAACAGUUUGCAGAAACAUGCUGGUUUAGCAUUUAUCGAACUGAUAAACGAAGGGCGAUUGUUAUCGCAUGCAAUGAAAGACCACAUUGUACGUGUUGCAAAUGAAGCUGAAUUCAUAUUGAAUCGUAUGCGUGCCGAUGAUGUGUUGAAACAUGCUGAAUUUGAAGCACAGUGCGCGCAAACACUAUUGGAACGUCGUGAAGAGGAGCGAAUGUGUGACCAUUUAAUUACCGCUGCCCGUCGACGUGAUAAUGUGAUUGCAAGUCGACUAUUAGAAAAAGUUCGUAAUAUUAUGUGCAACAAACAUGGUGCAUGGGGUGAAACAAGCGGAACCGUAUCGAAACAAAUAUUUUGGAAGCUUGACGCAUGGGAAGACGAUGCACGUCGUCGAAAACGAAUGGUACAAAACCCAAGAGGUUCAACGCAUCCACAGGCCGCACUCAAAGCGGCACUUGAAAAUGGUGCACCCGAUGAUGCUAUAUCACAGGCACGCGAAGAAUUCCAUUCCCAAAUUGCAAACACGCGAUCUCAACAUGGAACAGCUCAUAGUGGUGAUUUGCUUGAUGACGCCGAGCUGCUCAUCGAAGACCGUGAACUGGAUUUAGAUUUAACCGGUCCCGUGAAUAUAAGCACAAAGGCCAAACUAAUUGCACCAGGUUUAGUGGCUCGCGGUACUGUUUCGAUAACAAGCACUGAAAUGUAUUUCGAAGUCGACGAAGACUGUGAAGAAUUUCAAAAAAUUGAUCCAGACGUUAUUAAAUAUUGUGAUCAUUUACACGGAAAAUGGUACUUCUCCGAAGUACGUGCUGUAUUUUCCCGCCGAUACUUGCUACAAAAUAUUGCAUUGGAAAUAUUUUUAGCAUCACGCACAUCGAUACUAUUUGCCUUCCCCGAUCAACAUACUGUGAAAAAAGUGAUCAAAGCAUUGCCGCGUGUUGGCGUUGGCAUCAAAUAUGGAAUACCACAAACACGGCGCGCAUCAAUGAUGUCACCUAGACAACUAAUGCGAAACUCGAAUAUGACACAAAAAUGGCAACGACGCGAAAUUUCCAAUUUCGAAUAUUUAAUGUUUUUGAAUACAAUCGCCGGUCGUACAUAUAACGAUUUAAAUCAAUAUCCAAUAUUCCCAUGGGUUCUCACCAACUAUGAUUCGAAGGAGCUGGAUCUCAGUCAACCAUCUAAUUAUCGUGAUUUGUCAAAGCCGAUUGGUGCAUUGAAUCCCAGUCGACGCGAAUAUUUCGAAGAACGCUACGAGAGUUGGGAGAAUGAUACAAUUCCACCAUUUCAUUAUGGCACACAUUAUUCAACGGCUGCAUUUGUUUUAAAUUGGUUGAUUCGUAUUGAACCAUUCACCACAAUGUUCCUUGCACUACAAGGUGGUAAAUUCGAUCAUCCGGAUCGAUUGUUCUCAUCGAUUUCGUUGGCAUGGAAAAAUUGCCAACGGGAUACAUCUGAUGUUAAAGAAUUAGUUCCUGAAUGGUAUUUCUUACCUGAAAUGUUUUAUAAUUCAUCGUCAUACCGAUUGGGUACACGUGAGGAUGGUGUUACUGUUAAUGAUGUUGAGCUUCCACCAUGGUCAAAAUCGCCCGAAGAAUUUGUUCGCAUUAAUCGAAUGGCUCUCGAAUCUGAAUUUGUGUCAUGUCAAUUACAUCAAUGGAUUGAUUUAAUAUUCGGCUACAAACAACGCGGACCCGAAGCCGUUCGUGCCACAAAUGUUUUCUACUAUCUUACGUAUGAAGGCAGCGUCGAAUUAGAUUCAAUAACCGAUGUUGUUAUGAAAGAAGCGAUUGAAAAUCAAAUUCGUAAUUUUGGCCAAACGCCAAGUCAAUUACUGAUGGAACCCCAUCCACCGCGAAGUUCAGCAAUGCAUUUAUCACCGAUGAUGUUUAGUGCAAUGCCCGACGAUAUUUGUAUGAGCAUGAAAUUCCAUUUGAAUUCACCAAUCAUUCACAUAUCCGCCAACACUUAUCCACAAUUGCCUCUACCGAGUGUGGUCACUGUGACUGCUGGCCAUCAAUUCGCUGUUAACCGGUGGAAUUGUAACUACACGGGCGCUGUACAAGGUCCAAGCUACGCUGAAUCGAAUCAAAAUCAAAAUGCAAAUUUACCCCUCACCAUGGAUCCGGUUUUAUUGCAAACAAAUGGUAACAAUUCGGCAGUGCGUCGACAUUUGGGCGAUAAUUUUAGUCAAAAAUUGAAAAUUCGUGCAAAUUGUUUCGUUACAACGGUCGAUAGUCGGUUUCUAAUUGCGUGCGGAUUCUGGGAUAAUAGUUUUCGUGUUUAUUUAACGGAAACAGCGAAAAUUGUACAAAUUGUAUUUGGUCACUUUGAUGUUGUCACGUGUUUAUCUAGAUCAGAGUGCAAUAUUACAUCCGAUUGCUAUAUUGCAUCUGGCUCGGCCGAUUGUACCGUUUUACUAUGGCAUUGGAAUGCACGAACACAGAGUAUUGUUGGUGAAGGUGAAGUACCAACGCCCAGAGCAACAUUGACUGGACAUGAGCAAGCUGUUACCGCUGUUGUAAUCAGUGCUGAGCUGGGAUUAGUUGUGUCCGGUUCAAUAAGCGGCCCGGUUUUGAUUCAUACAACUUUUGGAGAUUUACUACGUUCAUUGGAGCCACCAAGCGAUUUCAUAUCACCUGAACUGAUUUCAAUGUCUCGUGAAGGUUUUAUUGUCGUUAGCUAUGAUAAGGGUAAUGUGGCUGCCUAUACUAUUAACGGAAAACGUUUGCGACACGAGUCACAUAACGAUAAUCUACAGAGUAUGAUACUGUCGCGCGAUGGUGAAUAUCUAAUGACGGCAGGAGACCGUGGCAUUGUUGAAGUAUGGCGAACAUUCAACUUGGCUCCAUUGUAUGCAUUCCCGGCUUGUAGCAGCGGUAUCCGUUCAUUGGCAUUAACCCACGACCAAAAGUACUUAUUGGCUGGACUCGCAACUGGAUCAAUCAUUGUGUUUCAUAUUGAUUUUAACCGCUGGCAUCAUGAGUAUCAGCAACGCUAUUAAAUUAUUCACGAGCAUACAAUAAGCGCACUUAAAUGUGCCCUUCUAGCAGAAUUUAAAGCAUUUGAAUGAAUUGGCGUUUACAAUUUAUUUUUUAAUUAGUGACAAAUUUUAUCUAAAUGACUAAUUUUUCAUUGAAUGCUUGUUGUGUUAUUGUGUCAAUGAAGAAAGCCCAAUUGAUGAUGAAGUAAAAUCAAAGCCAAAUAUAAAAACAGAAACAAACAAAAAUAACGAUUUAUGUAAUUAGUGAAAAUGAAAUAUGCGGCCAAAAUACUUAGCGACAUAGUAAUUUUAUGAAUAGAUAAUUGCGAAUCAACCAUUUUUUACUGGCUUUGAUUCGUCGAUAUAAUUUUGAUAUGAAUACGGCGAAAAUUGUUUACAAACUUCAAAAUUGUAUAUAUGGAUGAAAUGAGGUUUCGUUUAAGUCUCUUUUUUCUCAAAAUUGAUUUCGAUUUAGGCAUGUGCUGUAAAACAAUUUUUUUUAAUUGCUUUAUUCAUCUCUUCGAUGUAAAUCAGUAUAACUGUGUUUUUUUGAAUUUUUCGAUAGUAAAUGUUAUUAGUUAUGUCAUUGUAUAACGAAUCGAAGUUAAAUGCAGGAUUUUCAAUUUGUUCACAUCAUGUACAACUAAAGGAUUCAAGUGUAUUUGGUUGUACAAAAUAAAUUUUUAACUCCCAUGUGCUAACAAAUCCAUCCCCAUGCAAUGAAAGCCUGAAAAGCCAUUUUACACGUGAAAAAAACCCUUAUGAAGAUCCCUUUUUGUCAAAUAGAAGUAUUUAUUUUUUCUUGACUAUGCACAAAAUACGCUUAGAAUGAAAACCAAAAUACUUUACAAGAAUCUGCAGUUUAUCCUCUGCUUCACAUGUGCAUGAAUGAUGAAUAAAUCCGUCAUUUUGUUGAAUGGUUAAAAACAUUUUCUAAUUAAAAAAAAAAAACAAAAUCGCAUUAGCCGAAAUAUACUACUUGUGUGCAAUAGUUUCGUUUUUAAUUGUUUGUCCGUCGAUCACACAGCUAAACGCUUGCUUCUUCAAGUUGAUCGAUUCACGGAAGAUGCCAAGUGUUUAGCUUAUUUUGUUAUAAGCUGUUUAUUCUGAAAUGGAAAAUUGUGCAAUUUUCUCUCGUUUGGAAGAUGAAAAGUAUUUCGAUUAACACGAAACGAUUAUUUGGCCCGCAAUUUUUUUUAAACAUUUUUUGAGAAGAUUUGAUCGAUGUGAUUUAAUUCACGUUUUCUCUAAACAAAUAAGUUAUGCUUUUACGCAUCCAAUCCAUCCUUUUUAUGUCUUAAAUUUAUAAGUCAUUAUUUGCUAUAUUUUACAUACGAAAACAGGAAAGAAGGGAAUAAAAAAUCGUAUUAGCCGUCUAUAUGUAUUGUAUUGUGUACAACAUUUUGGUUAAUUAUGAGAUUUGAUUAUGAAUGAAUGAGAGUGAAUGAGCAAAGAUAUCUAAUCUAUCGCGCAUGAAAUAAAAAAUAAAAAUGUGAAGCUGUUAACAUUCCGCCAUCCAUUACAUAACUAUUCUUAUUACAAUUUAAAACAAGAAAAAAAAAACAAAAUACAAAAUAUUCGCUACGCCACCAAAAGUUAGAUGCAUACAAAUUAUUAAAUAGAAAAAUUUAAAAAGAAAAGCAACAACAAAAAAAGAUGCAAUGAAACGAUGAAGUAUUAUAAAUAAUAACUAACAUUUUUAUUCGUAAGCAAAAUAAAACCAUACAUUUUUUGAAAAGAAGAAGUCGUUAUGAAAUUUAACUUAUGUGAAAGAAAAACUUAAAUGAAAAAUAAAUCUGUCCAUUAAUUAAAUUACGAAUGAAAAAGAAAAUCUAUUGUAAAUACAAAUGCAUUGCGACAUUUUACAAACAUAAAUUUAAUCAGAAAAUUUAAAACAAAUAACAAAAAAAAUAACAAUGAUAAGAAUUUAAUUUGUAAGUAAGAGAAAAUUGCAUGCAAUGAAUCAAAUAUUACCUCUAGAACUGAUUCAAGAAAUCCUGUGAAUGGCUAAAGAAAACUAGGCAUAGGGAAGACUUUAAACGUUCAGGAAGGAUACACACAUUUACGAAUUUCGUUCUGUUUCAAUGUGCAAGUCACGGAAGAGAUUCGUUUCAUAGCUUGCUAAAAUCAUCUUUCAUCCAAACCGAACAUGAUUUUUUUUAGAUGUAACUUAAAACACCGAGUAAAAUUCAGCUCAUUUUUACAUAAAUUUGGAAUAGCAAAAAGCUAGCUUGCAAACUGAAUAAAAAGAAAUCACCGUAACUGAUGAUGAAGAAUAAUAAAUAUUGCACACAAAAUAAACAAGUUUAAAUACAAUUUAAUGUAAAGAAAAGUUCGCCUAAUCGACGAUAUACAUUAAUUCUGUUAUUUCUCUAGACGUUUUUUUACGAUCAUUGUUACCGUUUUAAUAAAAAAAUGGCAUGAUGAAAUAAAAUAAAAUUAAAAAAAUACUGAAACUUAACGUUCAUAGCAAAUAUGCUAAAUAGUUGAAGCUUUGAAAACCCAUGCAGCAUUUUUAAAUAAUUUAUAUUGCACGUAAUUACUAAGAAGUGCACACCAAUUUUGAAGAAGAACACUUUGAGCGCGAUUCAAUGAAAUAAACUAACGAAAAACAAAUGCCUACGUCAAAAUAGAUAAGAUUUUUUCGCCCGAUUUAAAAUGAAUCAACAUAACAGAAGAACAAAAUAAUCAUCAAUGUUUGCGAAAUGUAGAAACUUAACCUGCAAACAUAUGGUUUUAAAAUUUAGUAGAUUUGAGCAUUGAUUUUCAGUUUUUUUUCUGCAAAAUAUGAACAAUUUGAUCUAUGUUUUUUUUCAUAGAUUCAAAUUCAUUCGUAAAGUCGGUAGCUUCAAAACAAUAACAUUGCUAACUAGUGUCAUGAAGACUACAAUAUUUCAAACAAAAACAAACACCCUUCUAUUUGAAUUAGAGAUAAUCCUGAAGAAAUUAAUUAUAUGUUUGGUGUUGGAAAUAAUAAAGCUAUAAUAAUUGGAAAAA
Molecule: messenger RNA, 15394 nt
Organism: Contarinia nasturtii (swede midge)
Lineage: Eukaryota; Metazoa; Arthropoda; Insecta; Diptera; Cecidomyiidae
Gene: rg
Product: neurobeachin
Exons: 35
Coding region: 2720-12418 (3232 amino acids)
Biological process (GO): intracellular protein localization
Cellular component (GO): cytosol; membrane
Molecular function (GO): protein kinase binding
Source: RefSeq, a predicted model, not a curated record